Molecule: messenger RNA, 228 nt
Organism: Sphenostylis stenocarpa
Lineage: Eukaryota; Viridiplantae; Streptophyta; Magnoliopsida; Fabales; Fabaceae
Source: the annotation of a GenBank genome assembly
AUGUGUAACUCCAACUCCAAGUGCGAAGGUGCGUGCGUCGCGGCGCAGGGGAACGAGGCUUGGAGUAGAUUAAUGAAAAAGUAUGUUGCAGGGAGGACACAACGCGCUGGGAAAGGAGCGUGUGGAACACUCUGCAAUGCGGUAGGAGAGAGCGUCGCUGUCACUGUCAUAAAUGAAAUUUGCGGAUUUUUAGUACAUGAGAACAACGAGGAGUGGGGCCUAGGGUGA